This is a messenger RNA of Abrus precatorius (Indian licorice), 3054 nucleotides long. RefSeq names its product probable receptor-like protein kinase At1g11050. Gene Ontology annotation, biological process: protein phosphorylation. The transcript has a single exon. Lineage: Eukaryota; Viridiplantae; Streptophyta; Magnoliopsida; Fabales; Fabaceae. The record is from RefSeq and is a predicted model, not a curated record. Gene Ontology annotation, molecular function: ATP binding; protein kinase activity. Bases 289 to 2235 code for a protein of 648 amino acids.
GUCCACGUCGCGCGUUGCUCACACUCUCCUCUCAUGAAAGCUGAGUUAAACAGCAGAUGCACCUAACCCAGCGAGCCGCCAGAAAAUAAGAGGUUUUACGCUUUGACCAAUCUGAUCCUGAUGAUGGAUGACGAUUCUCUUCCCAAUUUCCAUCCAUCUCCCUUAACCGCAACUUCACAAAACGGCAUCUCUUGUCCCUUUGCAAACCCAGAUUCAUAAAUACAAACAAAAACAUCAAGCUCGCUCGCAACACAAUCAUCGUGUCGUAAGUACUUUGGUUCGGAAAGGAUGAAGAUUGUUGUGUUCUUUGCAGUGUUUCUUCUUCUUCUAUUCAUGAGCUCAGCAGCUCCAUCUCCUCCCUCCUCUACAUCAUCAGCAGCAUGCCCUAUGGACUUGAAUUACGUGCUUAGAAUCCCAUGGAACUCUUCUGCUUGCCAAAGCUUCCACCCUUCGACAUCAAAAAAUGUAACAAAUCCAAGCACUUGUUGCAUAUCACUGUUGUCCCUCUUUGGCAUAGGAUUGGCACAGCACCUCAAAGAGACCUCUCAGUUCCAACUUCCCAACCUUGCCACCUCCAUUUCAUGCCUUGAAGACUUCCAAUCAAAGCUCACUUCUCUCUCACUCUCCAACAACCUCGUCAAUUCUUGCUUUGACCCUCUUCAGUUCGUCAUCUCUCCCAACAUCUGUGCUGGAAUUCAGACCAUCCCUGAUUGGAUCACCAAGCUUGGUCAAUCCACGUCACUCAACACUGCGUGUAAACCAGAUCUUACUGAUCUUUCCCUCUGUGAUCAGUGUCUUGCGGCUGGGUUACAGGUCAAGCAGAAGCUUAUUUCCAUUGAUGGUAAUGCUUCACAUUCCAUAGAUUGUUUUUACUUCGCCAUUCUAUAUGCUGCUGGAAUAGUCAAUAAGUUUGGGCCUGAAAGCAAUGGUGCUGUGACUUGCAUUUUUAGCAUGUCAGUUUAUUCACAAGGAGAGUCUGGGGGAAAGGGUCAUCAGGCUCUUGUGUUUGGGUUGACAGGAGCUGGAGUUGCAUUGUUGGUGAUGUCUUCUUUGUUGGGGUUGUAUGUGUGGUAUGACAGGAAGUGUCGGAGGAAAAAGCUUGAGACUUUUCAGUUCGAUUUUGACCCUGAGGAACAAGGGUCUAGGCCUAGAUUGAGACCCAAUACGGGCUCCAUUUGGUUCAAAAUUGAGGAACUUGAGAAGGCUACGGAUAAUUUUUCAUCCAAGAACUUCAUAGGGCGGGGGGGAUUUGGGAUGGUUUUCAAGGGAACCUUGUCUGAUGGAACUGUGGUUGCGGUUAAAAGGAUUCUGGAAUCUGAUUUUCAAGGGGAUGUUGAGUUUUGUAAUGAGGUGGAGAUUAUUAGCAAUCUAAAGCACCGUAAUCUUGUGCCUCUUAGAGGCUGUUGUGUGGCUGAAGAGGAUGAGGAUUAUGCUGACAGGGGAAGCCAAAGGUAUCUUGUAUAUGAUUACAUGCCUAAUGGGAACCUGGAAGACCAUCUCUUUGCAUCAACGGACACUCCGAAAUUAGCAAAGAGAUCAUUGACUUGGCCUCAGAGAAAGAGCAUAAUCUUGGAUGUGGCAAAGGGGUUGGCUUAUUUGCACUAUGGAGUUAAACCUGCAAUCUAUCACAGGGAUAUCAAAGCCACCAAUAUACUACUUGAUGCAGAUAUGAGGGCAAGAGUUGCGGAUUUUGGGCUUGCUAAACAAAGCAGGGAGGGUCAGUCUCAUCUCACUACUAGAGUGGCUGGAACACAUGGUUAUCUAGCCCCGGAAUAUGCACUCUAUGGUCAACUCACUGAGAAGAGUGAUGUGUAUAGCUUUGGUGUGGUUGUUUUGGAGAUAAUGUGUGGGAGAAAAGCUCUAGAUUUGUCUUCAUCAGGAUCACCCCGGGCAUUCUUGAUCACGGAUUGGGCUUGGUCAUUGGUGAAAGCUGGCAAGAUAGAAGAGGCUUUGGAUGCUUCCCUGUUGAAAGAUGAGAAUUUUCCUAGUUCAAAUCCUAAGAGCAUAAUGGAAAGGUUUUUGCUGGUGGGAAUCCUGUGCUCUCAUGUAAUGGUUGCUUUGAGGCCAACUAUUGCUGAUGCUUUGAAGAUGUUGGAAGGUGAUAUUGAAGUUCCACAAAUCCCAGAUCGCCCUAUGCCUCUUGGCCAUCCUUCAUUUUACAAUGAUAGCAACACUUUUAGCAUAUCUCCAGCAUUAAGCGGCCCCAAAUUGCACUCUGGAGACAUGCUCAGGUAACAAAGAAGUUACCUUAGUUCCUUAUAUUGCUUAAAAUGUAGAAAGGUGGAAGCUGUUUUCAUUCUAAGGUCUGCCCCAUUUCAUGUUUGGUAACAUCACUUCAUUUGUUGUUAAUAAACUGAUGAGUGUCAUGGUACAAGUGAAUUUCCUCCCACCAAGUGCUCUUAAGAUCUCAAGACCGAAGCUAGCAAUGACUAUAGGUCUUAUUGUGCCUCAAGAAUUCUUCUAUGCAGUGUUAUAAAGCCAACCAUGAAGAAACUUAGAUGUUAGCAGGGAAUCAUUAUAAACGGUGUCUCUUUAGAUCAACUACCAAGGGAGCUAAGGUUCUCUUAGUUAGCUGGCAAUAGGUAUAGUAUAAGACUUUAGGACAUAGGAAAAAUAUCUUGUAAAAAGUUGUUGAAAUUUUCACUUUCAUUUGUUUUCUUCUUAAUUUUGUUGUAAAACAAGGCACAAAAAAUUACUCCAGUGUAUAAAGGAAAAUGUUGAGUUUGCCAGAACGUUAAUGCUAUUGGUGUUUUUACAAGUUCAAGUGAUGUUGGGCUGACUUUUCCUUUCUCUCACCCAAGUCUCCCCUGUUUUAUAUUGGUUGUUAUAUUUCCGUGUUAUACUGUAUCGGAUUUAAGUAAUUAAUUUACCAUUUUGCUAUGUUUAAAACAGGUCCAUUAGUGAGAGCUAAGCCCUUCAAAGGGAUCAGCAAGCCCAGAAUCUAGCUUAUUACUAUUUUUUCAUAUACAGAACCAUAAUCUCUUUGUUUUCUAUUUAAUAAGUCCUAUUUGUAAUUUUAUUAUUUAGGAAUUCGUGUAAUGCACAAUUUUUUUA